Messenger RNA from Schistosoma curassoni, 3912 nucleotides. Lineage: Eukaryota; Metazoa; Platyhelminthes; Trematoda; Strigeidida; Schistosomatidae. The record is from the annotation of a GenBank genome assembly.
CUUGCACUAGUUGUUAACGGAAAGAGCAUACAUACUGACUGAUAUAGUUUUAGUAAACUGUUUAAUUUCUUAUUGCUUUGGAUUUUAAUCUUUUCAACCACUUACCGCUUAAAUUCAUCCAAUAAUCUUAGUUGGCAGCAUAUUUAUAUAGAAGUUAAGACAUCAGAGCAUUUCUGAAUGAUAUUUUUCAAUUAUUGAGAUGUUUAUAGAUUAGUUGUUCCUUAUUACGAUUGAUUGCUCAACGUCAUAUUACAAAUACUCUGCAUAGUUUUAUGUGUUGAGAUUAUGAUAGUCAAUUUUCAAUGGAGCAAUCGACUUUUGAAUUAUUGUUUUAUUCGUAAGGAUAACCUUUUUUGACUCACGAUGGUUUAGUGAUGUAUCCAUCUUAUAAAUUAUUGGAACAUGAAAAUAAGUACUUGGAGUAGUGUUUUCAUGUUGCUUUUUUAAAAAACAAACCAGCCAGUUGGUUUGAUACUCGUGCUGUUAUUAUAUCUACAGUUGUGAUAUUGUGGGUAGUGACUGGAAGCAAAAGAGUUAUUAUGGUCUUUAAAAUAAUAAUUCGACACUGAUUGAGUGUUUGCCAUUCACUAUACUGCUGCAACACGAUAAAGAUUAUAUGGAAACAAAGAUGGAUAGCCUUCAUCAACUGGAAUAGAUAAAUGAUUGUAAGAUAUUUAGUCACCGUAUGAGAUCAAAUAUUAUAAUUCUGCUUUGAUUUUACGGAAAUUCAACAUUUAUAUUGACUUUCUGUGUGACUUUUGUAUUUGUAAUGUAUUACAUCAAAUUUGAAUGUAAGAUGAAACGUGUAUGGACAAUAAUCUCUUUCACAACUUUGGUAAUUAAUUCUUAACGUUGAUAGCAAGGUGAAUACUGUUUCUACUGAUAUCAGAUAAUAAGUGACUCGCAUAAUUUUAUUCUACAUACGGCAUAGUGGAUAUAUGAGUUUUUGAACAAAAUAUGUAUGUACAUGUGUUAGCAUUUGCUUGAUUUCAGUCAAAUUACACUGAGAUUUGUGGUACGCUAUGAUCAUUCUUGAUUGUUUCUUUUAAAAUGAAUAACUAUCUAUCUUUACAACUUAAUUGAAUCCACAAACCAUAUUCUUCAUUUGGAACUCCUGAAAUGAAUCAAAAUUUCAAAUUUUAAACAAAAAGUGAUAACAGCUGGAAGAGUACCAAAAAGUUGUUUUGUCACAGAUCGGAUUAUUUUUAACAGUACGUACCCACAGCCUCAUACAAGAUCAAAUCUUUGAUCUUCAGGUUAUUUAGCAAGCAUUACACUUAGUAUUUCGGAGAGUUUUUAUUUAUUUAUAAAUAACUAGUCGAUUCAAUCUUUCAUGUCAGGCGUUCGAUCUCAUUAUUGUUACUGAAAAAAUAUUCAAAAUGAAGAUACGAAAAAUUAUUGUAAUACCACAGUAUAUGAUUUUUCACUUUGAAGAUACUACUUUUGCCAAAUGUUUUUCAAUUCAUAAACUUCUCUAUAUUCAUAUGUAUUAAAUCUCACAAUGGUUUUAUUACGUAACUGAUGUUUUCUUUUCUACAUUCUCUUUCCAUCAAAUAGCUUUCAUCUACAUUUGUGAAAUUCAUUCUAAAGUACAUUUGUAUGGUAUACCGAAUACAUUUUUUACAACAGUGAUGAUGAUGUUAUGCUAUCGUGACCGGUCAAUUCCAAAAGAUUUAAACUUUGUGCAGUUAUUCUAUAAUUCAUUAAAAAAGUUUGCCAAUAUGUACAAUGUUUACAUACAAUUGAUUUUAUCAGAGAUCAAUAUUGAACAAUUGAAAGAAAUGAUGAAAUUAUCUGUAAAAUGUAAACAUUUCAAAUCGAUAUCCAAUAAAUCAAUUAAUCAUCGUUAUGUAAGAUAAGUUCAUUUAUUGUCAAUAAAAUCCAUUUUAUAUUUUAUGAUUAUUUUAGAUUUUUAAUAUAUUACAAAAAUAUAUGGAUUGUUUUAAAGAUGCUUUCUAUUCUAAUCAUAAUUUCAAUAUAUUUUUAAAAUAUUUGAAGCAUUUUAUUAGCAUGCAAUAUGGUUGCGGCAUUCGACUAUCCUCUAUUUAUCACUCAUUUAAAGUGCCUGAUGAUAGAUCUUCAAUAUGGCGACCUUAUUUUUAUUCGCUUGUAUACACUUUAUUAAGUGGUUUAGUUGUCUUUUACUUGAAAAAAUAUUUUCGAUGGUGUGAAUUUAAUACUGUUGUGCCGACAGUAGCUUAUUUCACACAUGAAAGUUGGAAAAAGUUGAGUACUGAUUUUAUCACUGAUUUAAUUAAGAAUAAUAUAAUUCAAAAUAAAAUUAAUAAUAAUUCAAUGUCAUUAAUUUAUUCCAAUGAAACUAUUAAUAAAACUUAUAUAUUAACAUAUAGUAUUGGACGUUUAUCUAUGAAACCUUUUGGAAAAGGUUUUCGUUUAGUUAUUAAUGCUAAUUAUCAUUUAUUAUCAUUAAAGAAUUUAAUUAAUCAAACAGGAUUAAAUUCAAAUAUUCAAUAUUCAAUUCAACCUUGUUUAAGUCUUAAUCAACGUUUAAAAUUAAAUAAUGGUUUGUUUGAAUUUCUUAGAAAAUUAAAAAUUGAAUUACCAGGUAUUUAUGCACCAUCUUUAUUAUCGACAAAAUCUGCAUUUAAAACUUUAUUAUCAUUUCGUUCACUUGUUUAUUCAAUAGGAUUUCGUCGAUUUUGGAUUGCAAAAUUAGAUAUUUUGGAUUUUUUUAAUCAAAUUAUUCAUUCUAAAUUAGUAGAAGUUUUCUCUGAUACAUUAAAUGAAGUCAGCAAUUAUAUGUAUCCAACACCAAAUAUACAUUUCCUUGUUCGUGAAUUGGAAUGGUUUUUAAAAGAAUCCAUCAUUUCUAUUGAUGGAAAAUUAUAUUCGUUCAUCAAAGGUAUUCCCCAAGGAUCGUGUAUUAGUUCAGAUUUGGCUAAUAUCUAUUUAGCUCAUUUGGAUCGUCAAUUACAUAGAACACAAACUAUUCUUUGGUCUCCUCACAAAUUCCUACAAAAUGAUGUGUUUAAAACAACAGAUAUUCAUUUAAAUAAAUGUUCAACUAUUCUACGUUAUUUAGACGAUUAUCUGUGUAUAUCAACAUCUAAAAUUGAAUUACAAAAUUUAAUAAAGAGAAUAAACACUUCGCUUAACUCUUAUGGAUUAUUAUUGAAUGAACAAAAAUUGCAAACUAAUCUAUAUGACUCAAAAUCCAUCUCCAAAUUAGUUACUAGUUAUCACAAGAAUACGAAUUUCAGCGAAGGGAUCUCUUUUCAACGAAUUUAUUAUCAAGCUGUACAAUCGUAUAUAUAUGAAAAUUUUGUUUUGUUAAAAGUACUAAUUCCGUGAGGAAAUAUGAACACAGUUAAUAAAAAAAAGUCUGGAAUCUAAAGGUGAUCGAACAUUAGACGUAAUCAAGAAUCGUCUAACAAAAACUAUUAGAAGAACGUUUAAUGCAGCUAAAUUGCGAAUAACCUUCACGAGUAGGAACUUAUUUCCUGUGUCCAUAAAAGACAAGCUUCCGCGUCUGGUCGCCUCCAUGUGCAUGUACCAGUUCACCUGCCCUUGUGAAGCAAGGUACAUUGGCCGUAGCCAGCGCUCGCUUUCAACUCGGAUACGGGAACAUAUUCCAGCUUGGUUCUAUAAAGGGGAAAGGAAAGCAGUUAGGAGUUCUAUACUUGAACACCUAAUCGACUGUAACCAUUCUACAGAUCCAAAAAAUGAAUUUAAGGUUGUUUAUAUGAUUCGUUCAAAUCUACCCAGAUUUCUUCGCACCCAACUUUUAAAAAUAGCCGAAGCUCUUACCAUCCAGGAGCUUAAACCAGAACUAUGCGUACAAAAGAAGUACGUCUUAUCGUUAUCGUUACCCUGGCCUUAAGCAUUUUGAUUAUCCUACUAUUAUUAUUAUUAUUAUUAUUAUUAUUAUUAUUAUUAUUAUUAUUAUUAUUA